AUGGACCUCACCUUCACCGUGAACGAGGAGGUCUUCGGACAGGUGACGGAGAGGGAGCUGAAGUCGGGCGGGGCCAACGUUCAGGUGACGGAGAAGAACAAGAAGGAGUACAUUGAGCGGAUGGUGAAGUGGAGGGUGGAGCGAGGGGUUGUGCAGCAGACUGAGGCGCUGGUGCGCGGCUUCUAUGAGGUGGUCGACUCUCGCCUGGUUUCGGUGUUCGACGCCAGAGAGCUGGAGCUGGUCAUCGCCGGAACUGCGGAGAUCGACCUGAACGACUGGAGGAACAACACUGAGUACAGAGGGGGCUACCACGACGGGCACAUGGUGAUCCGCUGGUUCUGGGGGGCGGUGGAGCGCUUCAAUAACGAGCAGCGGCUGCGCCUGCUGCAGUUUGUGACGGGCACGUCCAGCGUCCCGUACGAGGGCUUCUCCUCGCUGCGCGGGAGCAACGGCCUGCGCCGCUUCUGCAUCGAGAAGUGGGGCAAGAUCACCGCCCUGCCCAGGGCACACACCUGCUUUAACCGGCUGGACCUCCCGCCCUACCCCUCCUACACCAUGCUGCACGAAAAGCUACUGAUCGCCGUGGAGGAAACCAGCACCUUUGGCCUGGAGUGAACGGGACGGGACAGGACGGGACGGGGGGGGAAGCCCCCCCCCCCAUUUUUUGUGUCUUCGUUCAGUGGACUGGAAGCAAAUUCCCUUUUUUUCAUAUGAGUAUCAUUUUUAACUGAGAGUUACCUCUUUUUUUACAAUCUGUAUAUGACGUGUAAUUUGGGAAACAAAACAACGACAAAAAAUAACUUGCAUGUACUGUGUAAUUCACCUGUUGUAAUGUAAUUUUUUUUGUUUUUUGGUUUCUUGGGGGUACGAAACGUUAUGUACCGACAUGUAUGCAAUAUUUAAUAUUUAAUACCUGGUGCCAGCCUGCAGCGCCUUGACUACCACCAAUAUUACUACCCACAAUGCAAUACUGGACGCCCCAAAGCAAGUUUGCCGCUUUGUGCAAAAUGACAUCCUGUCAAAGAUGUUUAUUGAUGGGAACCACAGCUGAAUUCGCCGUGGCUGUCAAAGAACGUUCAGUGAUUUUCGAAGAAAGCUUUUUUGUUUGGCUUGUCAAAAGUUUUUUUUUUUUUUUUUUUUCCAGAAUAUGGAGGAUUUUAUUUUUUUAGGCUGUGUGUCCCAUUUACAGUUAAAGUCACAGUGAGCCAGACAGAAGUUAGACCAGCACUAGCGUCCGCUAUAUGACACAUACGCAACCAAAACAAAUCUUUCAAGGGGGGGGUGAUUUUUGAAGGGCGGGGAGUCGAUUUGAUUGAUGUCGAAUGAGGAGGGGGAGGAAUGCGUGCCCUUGCGUGAAAGGACAGUAAUUGGAGCAGAACGGAAAUUUGACAGACACUUGAUCGACGUUGACGGCCGCUGGUACUCGUUUUCCAGGAAGUGGAGGGAAAAAAAACCCUUGAAGUGAAAAUACACAAGUAUAUUGGUAUUUUAUUAUUUUUGGACUAUGUACUUUUAGGCAUGUUCGUGUAGUUAUUGAGAAUUGACCAAAUUGAUGAGAAAGCUCAGUUUGAUUUCACUGUGACUUUUAAGUGGAGCGCGCUGUGUUAUCGGCAGACCUGGGUCAAAUACGUAUUUUGUUUUGGAUUGAAAAUACUUUUCUACGCUUUUCUGAUCUUGUCUGGUGUAUUGGAACCAAUGAAAUACUCUCAAAAAAAGUGCAGAACCCUGGCCUUCUGGUCAUAUCGGCAGGCUCAGUUUACACCAGGCAAGAUCAACAGAGCACAGAUAAGUAUUUGACCCAGAUCUGGUUAUCACAGAGCAUUGCCUCCAUGGCUUUGAGAGCCUGGGUGUGUCUUGCCUGGGGAACUCCCGGGGCGUUGUCGUUGUGGACAUGCAGUGCAGAAAUUAGGGGGAAUAAGAGCUUCUCUCUUAUCAGCAGUGGCUACUCAGUGAAGCCCUGCACUGAGGUCUGGGAGAUGGGAAUGUUCUUCUUCUGUGGCCUCCCAGUGUUAAUUCAGCUGCAAGGCUGCUCAGCCUUGGUCAUUAUAAGCCUUUAUAACCCGUUAUAACCCUCGUCCUGGAAGGUCACAGCAUCUGCAGGGGUGCUUAACCCUGGUCUUGGGAGGUUUCAGCAUCUGCAAGGGUGGGAUUCAACCACUACAUCACAUUUAUUUAGCAGACGCUUUUAUCCAAAGCGACUGACAACGAGUGCAUACCGAAGGUCAUUGGAACAACUAUAAAACACAGGUCCGAAAAGGUACAAUACUCUUUGUGUAACAGCUAUUCAUAGACAUGAACACAUCAAGUCCAGUUCACACAGUAAGCAUAGGCUAGGUCAGAAAGGUAUGGUAAGUCAAACUGGGAGGCAUGACGACGGGCUACAGCAUCAAAAUAACGAUACAAGUGCAAUAUAAGUGCUGGAUGGAGGUGCAAGUGUAACAUAAAAGUGCUGCAGGAACAAAUUGACGGAUUAAAGUGAUAAGAGCGAUCCUAGAUUGGGAGUGCCCUGCAGAGCAGUGACAGUUAGUCCAGGUACAGUCUGAAGAGAUGCACCUCCCUUGUGGGGCCACAGCACCUGCAGGUCCUUACUCAAUCUAGAAAUGCAAUCGCUUAUUUUAAGAAAUCGUGUAUUUUAUUGGAGCGGUUUUGCUCGCCUUGCCAGGAUCGAAUGUGUUCGUGGUUUUUGACGGGAGCAAGAAAAUGUUGCGGGCAGUGGCCCUCCCAAGUUACCAGAGUAGGGGCUGGUCAAAGCAGCGUGGGUCUAGAGCCUGCAACCUUCGUCCAAGAGACAGAGAACAAAAUGCAAAAAUGCACUGCGGAAAGGUUGAAUAUGGCGUGUACAUAAAGUAUCGUAAGUUCUGUUUUGUACUUAUUUUUUUUAUUUUAUAAUCUUUUUUUUAUUAUGUUCAUGAAAGUUUAUAUUAUAUAUAUAUUCUCGUUUUUAAUGUACACUUGCCCUGGGGAAAAUUUGAAUGUUUGAUUUUUGUAAAGAAUGUCGGUUAUUUGAUGAUAUUUUCGCGGGAAGAUGAAUACAUCACUCCUGUAUUUAAAGGUGUUGUGUUUGUUUUGGAAACACUGAUGGGACCAAAGGUAAAUUUCACUGAGAAGAAAGAUAUUCCUUAAGGGUUAUUCUUAUGAGUAGGUGAACUGUAUCUCUGAGUUGAUUUCAGAUGUUAUGUACGUCAUUUCACCAUUUGAAUCACGAGCACGUCCAUGUAAAGCAGGGGUGGGCAAUGCUGGUCCUAGCGGGCCGGUGUGUGUGCAGGUUUUUGAUUCCACUAAUUAGCCUGGCUAAAUAAGCUAACUGGCUGUGCACACCAACACUGGCUCACUCAGUAGAUUAUAUCACAGUAAAACAUUGCAUAUAGGAACACAAGAACAGGCUUCAGCUGUCAUUCAUGCACAAGAAAUGUAGCUAAAAGGUCAGAUGGUGUAAAUGUUAAGGCUAAUUAAGCAAUUAAGGCCAGAAGUUGGCAUGAGAAACAGAAACAGAUAUGGCCCUCGUUGCCCACCUCUGACGUAAAGGAUGCCUUCACAGCAGUGAAUUUAACUCCAGUCUCAAUAUGUGCAGUGCAUUAUGGGCCCUCAACUGUCUUAUUGGCGUCGCCUAUUCAUGGCCACCCAUUCACAUUAAUCCACGUUUAUUUAUUUUUUACCAUGGUACUGUUAGCAUCUUACUGAGCACCCCGUGACAGUUGGUUUCUGAAUGUCUGUUAGUGCAUUAAUACUGGCUUUGUGUCCGCUCCUAUGGAAAGGCAUAUUCUUUUAAAAUACUGGAGUGUCCGUACUGUAGAUGUCAUCAACUUCUACGUAAAGGUGCAUUGUGGGAAACCAGACAUCUCCUAAGCCUGUUACCACAGAGCAUCUGAGUGUAAACAUGAAGGCAUUUUCCUUUUUAUUAUAUUUCCUCUUUAGUUUGCCAACGGUAGUUGACACAUGUCACUCCCAAUGAUUUCGUAUGAAUGAAUUGCUAGACUAGCUAGUAUGCUUGUGAUGCUUGAUGUUUGACUGAUGUUUGAAAUUCAUGUUCACGACCUUCAUGUACCCUGUUUUUGGCCAAGAGUUUACACUGGUAGACUGAGGAGAUGAGCUGGUCUAUGUAUCUGCUGCAGAAACUGGUCCCAAAAAAUGUAUUUUUCCUUCAUCGUGGACUAAAUAUAUCUAUUUAUGAGGAAAACUAUAAGCGUAAUGAAAGUGCAAAUAUACUUGAUAAGGGAGGGCAUUUAAAGUAUGCCUUUUACAGAAAUAUACACUGGGAAUGCAGUGAAUAAUUCAGAUAUGCAGUAACUAAUUUUAGACAAGAGAUUUCUACCAAACAAAUCUUAUUGAAUUAUAUAUACAUGUAGAUUUAUUCCAGUGUAAAGAAGUAUUCACAUUUCACACAGCAACAAAGAAUCUGGAAACUGGUAUUUUUCAUGUGUGUGAAAUCAAAAUACAAAAUAAGCCAUUGCACAAAAAACAUGGCAUGUUUUUUCUUGCUUUUUUAUCUGUGUAUGAGGCCUUAGCAUUCUGCUUUCAGACAAAUGUGAAAAGAAUUAGUUCCAUCUCCAUCAUCCUGUAAGUGUUUGACCGUUGAUCUUUAACAAUUCAGAUGAUGUAUUAAUUGGAUUAGAUUGGUCAACUUGCUGUUUGAUCUUAAAUUUGAAUAACAUAUUUGGCAAGUGUUUAUUAUUUUCUCCCUUUACUUAUUACUGUGACUAUUCAACAUCAUGUUUAACUAAUGCAAGAAAACUUUUUCUAAAUAACUGAAGCAUAAUUUGUUUAAAUUGGUUAUUCAAAGUUAUGGAAAAUAUUACAUUAUGUUUGAAUUCAGGCCUUUUUAAUGCCUUGUGUCUCUCUGUGUCAUGUCAUCCUCCAUUUUGUUUUACAGGAAAAGUCUUUCAUCAGGAGAGAUGACUACUCAUUUGAGAGUUCUGGUUUGUCAACGGGUUACUCAAUUCUCAGGCCUUGCUUUGGAUGAAAUACUACUGUAGACGGAUGUCAAUAAACAAUCACUUUGUAACACA
Molecule: messenger RNA, 5006 nt
Organism: Anguilla rostrata (American eel)
Lineage: Eukaryota; Metazoa; Chordata; Actinopteri; Anguilliformes; Anguillidae
Product: E3 ubiquitin-protein ligase HECW1-like
Exons: 5
Coding region: 1-615 (204 amino acids)
Biological process (GO): protein polyubiquitination; regulation of dendrite morphogenesis
Cellular component (GO): cytoplasm
Molecular function (GO): ubiquitin protein ligase activity
Source: RefSeq, a predicted model, not a curated record